CGUGUGUGUGCUAUUAUGGGAUAGAAUUCUUCAUUUGACAAAUCUAAAAUUUAAAAAAUUCAUGUUUACCUUUACAUUUAGCCUCAGGAUGUCUAAUUUAUCGACGUGAUAUCGAAAUACGAGAAUAAACAACAUCUCCAGGAUCACAUCGAGCCGUCAUGGGGGACAACGACUUGGAUAAAGUGAUCAAAAAGACCCAAGAAACGCUUGGAAAAUAUGUCAAAAAACCUCCACUUUCUGACAAACUUUUGAAGAAACCUCCAUUUCGAUUCCUUCAUGAUGUGUUCACAGUCGUUAUAAAAAAUACUGGGUUCAUGAAAGGUCUGUACAAAGAAGAUGAAAGCAAUUCAGAUAAAAUCAAGGAUAAGGAUAGCAAAGUUGCUUUCCUGCAGAAAACUAUCGACUUCAUUGGAAUGGCGGUAGGAAGGAAACUGUCUGUGAAAUCAUCUAAGAUUGUUGCUGGACAUGAACCUGAGAAAACAAAUGAAUUACUAGCUGCAUUAGCAGAAGCAGUUAAUAAAAAGCCAGACAAUGCUGCCCUUUUAAAGAAGUUUCUUGGGGGUGGGGAGUCUGAUGAAAAGAAACCACCAAGUGGUUCUAAACGUGACAAAGAAAAAGAUGAAGAGAGAAAAUCCAGUUCCGAUAAGAGGAGGCGUGAAAAAGAGGAUCGCAAAAGUAGUGCAGAUAGAAAUAGAUCUGAAAGUAAAGACAGGGAGAAGAAAGAUCGGGAGAGUAACAGUAGAGAAAAGAAAGACAGAGAGAGCAGUAGUAGGGAGAAGAAAGAAAGAGAAAGCAGUCGGGAUAGAGAAAAGAAAGACAGGGAAAAGGAUAAAGAAAGAAGAAGGAGGAAAGAAAAAGAAGAUGAGAAAGAGAAUAAAGAAAUAGAGCAACCAAUGGUGAAUGGAGAGAAAGAAGAUACAGAGAGGAAAAAGAACUCAAAAUCAUCAAAAAGUGGCUCUAAAGAGUCGAAGCGAGACCCACCGGCAAGAAUUCCCCGUCCAUCAUCAGCUAAAGGUUCUCGGAGGAGACACAGAGAUGAUGAUGAAGACUUUGACAAGGCUAAAGAACAAAAGAGACAAGAGGAGAAUGCUGUUACUGUUGGAGAAGAUGAUCUCCCUCCCCAGGUCCUUGCUGCAAGGAAGCUGUCGAGGCCAGCCAGUGCUAGGCCUGCUGCACCAAAGGUGAAAAACAAAGACAAAGCUAUGGAGGAACAAAACGCACCGAUUGGAUCAAGCAAUGUGCCAAACCUGAUAGUGGACAAUAAGGAUAGUGAUGAGGAUGAUGAUAUGUUUGUCACCAAAGAGGAGGAACCCACCGUUGGUCUUGAACCUGAGCCUGAAACACACCAGGUGGAGGUAGAUGAAGAUGGAGAUCAUGGUGGGCUAGUCAAGAAGAUAUUAGAAACUAAAAAAGAGCUGGAGGGUGGCAGUCAGAAAGCUCAGGCCAAGAAGACUGAUCGAAUAGAAAAGCCUAUUGUCUCAGACGCAGCCAGGAGAAAGGAGCGAGAAAUGGUUCAGCGUGAAAUAGACAAACUACGAACAAGUAUACAAACUUUAACUCGUAGUGCAAAUCCACUAGGCAAAAUAAUGGACUAUGUUCAAGAAGAUCUUGAUUCAAUGCAAAAAGAAUUGGAAGUUUGGAAGAAAGAAAAUAAAGAUAACACCAGAUCUCUUCAACAGGAACAAAGCAUAACUGAAUCCUCUGUGGAGCCACUUAAAGCCCAGUUAGCAGAGAUAGACCAAGCAAUAGUAGAUCAACUCGACCUCAUUGCAGCUGUCAAAUGUAACAUUAAAAAGAACGAUGAUAAAAUCGAGAAAAUGCUGAGUAGCGUAACAAAAUCCUGAGAUUCAAAAAAUGAGGAAGACACCGCAUCUGUAGGUUGAUUAUUCUCGAGAUUAAGACCUGGAGUUGAACAUGUGCAGUUUCGUUCAUCUUGCUGUUGACACCUCACAUUGCAGUUGAGCAUCCUUAUAAUGCUUGCUUUCCAUUCUGAAGUUUUCAAACAUCACAUAUUGACUGAAAUGGAAGGUUUGAAAUAUGGGAAAGGGGGUCUUCAUGUAAGAUUACAGACUUUGCUUUAAAUGAUCAGUCGGUGCUCACUAGUAUUAGAAAGUUGACUUUAUUGUAAUGUACAUCCACUUUCAAGUGGCAGUCUUUGUAAUUAUUUUCCUAAAUCACCCCAAGAUGGUUUCAAUUCAUAAUGAUCAGUAUAUGCCACAGCAAUAUGCA
Messenger RNA from Owenia fusiformis, 2229 nucleotides. Lineage: Eukaryota; Metazoa; Annelida; Polychaeta; Sabellida; Oweniidae. The record is from the annotation of a GenBank genome assembly.